Messenger RNA from Nannospalax galili (Upper Galilee mountains blind mole rat), 1080 nucleotides. RefSeq names its product transcobalamin 1 (gene Tcn1). NCBI's taxonomy places the organism in Eukaryota, Metazoa, Chordata, Mammalia, Rodentia, Spalacidae. The record is from RefSeq and is a predicted model, not a curated record. Gene Ontology annotation, biological process: cobalamin transport. Gene Ontology annotation, molecular function: cobalamin binding.
AUGAGUCCAUCGUAUCACCUGCCCUUAGUGGGGCUCCUAUUGAUUUCCUUUAUUCCAAACCAGCUAUGCACAAUUUGUGAAAUAAAUGAAAACCAUCAUCUCCAUUCGAACACUCUGUGGAACACAAUGAUUGAUUGAAAAUAUACCAGUGGAACCCAGUCUGCCACUAUCCUGCUGUCCCUCAGACUUGUGGGGAUCCAGAACCAAAACCUAACCCAAGAACUUACCCGACAAAUCAGAAGUGAUGUGGAAAGGAAAGACAUAAAUUUAAGCUCAGGACAGCUUGCUUUGAUUAUAUUGGCUUUGGGAGCAUGUAAGGACUUCAGUGAGAACUUUAUAUAUGAGCAUCACCUGAUCAACCAGUUAGAAAAUAAACUCCAAGAAGAAAUUGAAAAUAUGGAAACGCACAAUGGCACUCCACUGACUAAUCAUUACCAGUUCAGUAUGAACGUUCUGGCACUGUGUCUGUUUAAUGGGAAAUAUUCAACCACCAACAUUAUUAAAUUCUUCGCUCCUGAAAAUAAAAACUAUUUUUUUCUUCAGCAGUUCUCAAUUGAUACUGGUGGAGUGGCUGUUCAGGCUCUGACAUGUAUGAAGAGGAGUCUCCUAAAUGGGCAGACCCAAGAAAAUAAAAACAACAUAAAGACUAUUAAUAAUUAUAUACAGACUUUGGUAGACUACAUUAUGUAUUACGCAGAAGAAAAUGGUCUCAUUGGAAGUCCAUAUAGUACAGAUGAAGCUAUGUAGGGCCUCUUUGUCACAUCAGAGUAUUACAAAGAAAGUGAAUGGGAUUGCGACACUCGAGAUGCAAUACUCCAGAGAAUUUCUCGAAAAGUAUUCAAUAUACCAACUGCUGCAGCCCAAGUCCUACCUGCCCUGCUGGGAAAGACCUAUUUGGAUAUUAACAGAGAUGCUCCUUGUGUUCAUCACUUGGAUGUGAUGGAGGAAACUUGGAAACAGGAUGAGACAUUUCAAACCUACUGGGAGCUUCUGAGUGAAGGCAAGUUACGGAAACAAGGAGUUGGUAGCUAUGUUGUCCAUGAUGGAGAGAACUUGGAGGUACAUUUGAGCGGAUACUAG